Molecule: messenger RNA, 3860 nt
Organism: Coffea eugenioides
Lineage: Eukaryota; Viridiplantae; Streptophyta; Magnoliopsida; Gentianales; Rubiaceae
Product: pentatricopeptide repeat-containing protein At5g65560-like
Exons: 6
Coding region: 160-2922 (920 amino acids)
Molecular function (GO): protein binding
Source: RefSeq, a predicted model, not a curated record
ACCACACGCCUUCUUCCCUUCCGCCUCCAUGGCUCCAUCUUAUUCAAACGCCUCAAUCUGCCAACUUUUCACCAUAAGAAUCAUCGCUUCAGCAACUAUAAUAAGCAGCAGGUGAAGCGGAUGAACCCAUGAGCCCUUUCAUCAGCAUCAUAUCAAGAAAUGGUUAUUAAGCCCCUCAAUUGCCAGUGUCUUCCAAAUCUCAUCCACCUCAAGAAUAUCGAUCUUUUUAGGCAAUUUCCCCAUCUGGGUUCUCGUUAUUUCUCGUCAAAAUUAAAUCUUUCUCCAGCAUUAUCGGAAAGGCAGCCACAUCAUCCAAGCUUGGUGUUCACAAUUUGUGAUAUUUUGUCCAAUAAGUCCUUGCCAUGGCAGAAAAGCUCUCAGCUCAAGGCUUUGAGCCCCAAAAUCAAGCCCCAUCACGUGGCUAAGAUUAUAGAUAAUUACAAAAUAAGCAGUGAGUCUGUGUUGCAAUUCUUUUACUGGGUUUCUAAGAGGCAAUUCUACAAACACGAUGUGAACUGUUAUGUGGCAAUGUUGAAUAGGCUUCUUUUUGAUAAAAGUUUUGCGCCUGCUGAUCAUGUUAGGAUUUUGAUGAUUAAAGCUUGCAGGAAUGAGGAAGAGAUGAAAUGGGUUUUGGGAUUUUUGAAUGAAAUCAGCAAAGAGGGUUUUCCGUAUAGUUUGUAUAGUUUUAAUACUUUGUUGAUUCAGUUAGGUAAGUUUGAUAUGGUUGAGGCAGCUCAAAAUGUGUAUAAUGAAAUUUUGAGUAGUGAAAUUGUACCAAGUCUAUUGACUUUUAAUACUAUGAUUAAUAUUUUUUGUAAGAAGGGAAAAGUUCAGGAGGCAGAGUUGGUUUUGUGUAGGAUUUAUCAGUGUGAAUUUUCCCCUGAUGUAUUCACUUAUACGUCUUUGAUUCUUGGCCACUGUCGGAAUAGGAAGUUGGACAAGGCGUAUGAGGUUUUUGAUAGGAUGUUAAAGGAUGGAAUUGAUCCGAAUUCGGUUACUUAUUCGACCCUAAUUAAUGGGCUCUGCGACGAGGGGAGGGUUGAUGAGGCAUUGGACAUGCUUGACGAAAUGAUUGAGAAAGGUGUUGAACCUACUGUAUACACGUAUACAGUUCCCCUUAAUACAUUAUGUGAUGUUGGACGUGCCAAGGACGCUAUUGGUCUUAUGUCUACCAUGAUGAAAAGGGGUUGUAAGCCGAAUGCACAAAAUUAUACAGCCCUUAUUAGUGGGUUGGCUGUAGUUGGUCAACUUGAGUUGGCAAUAGGAUUCUACCACAGGAUGCUGAAGGAAGGCCUGGUCCCAACCGUGGUCACUUAUAAUGCACUGAUCAGUGGAUUCUGUGAAGCAGGCAAACUGGAAACUGCUUUAAAUAUUUUUCGCUGGUUGGAGGGACAUGGUUAUUCACCAAAUACAGAGACCUUCAAUGCAGCUAUAAAGGGAUUUUGUAUGGUCGGAAAUAUGGAGAGAUCAAUGGUCCUAUUUCAACAGAUGUUGAGGGUCGGUCCACCUCCAAAGAGAGUAACAUACAAUACUUUGAUUAAUGGAUAUCUCCAACAGCAUUCCCUGAACAAUGCUCUGAGGUUGUUUGAUAUUAUGAAAGGGAAUGGAUGUCAGCCAGAUGAAUGGACUUAUGCGAUUCUUGUUUCUGGGUUGUGCAAAGGGCGAAAGUUUGACUUAGCUUCAAGUCUUUUCGAGGAUAUGAUUAGGCAAGAUUUGAGUCCAAACCAAGUUAACUACACCACUUUGAUAGAUGGCCUUUGUAAAGAUGGGAAAGUAGAUGCUGCAUUGGCUUUGUUGAAAAGGAUGCAGGACAGUGGUUGUAAUCCGGCCAUUGAAACUUAUAAUGCAGUUUUAAAUGGCUUGUCUAAGAGGGGUAUGCUCUCUGAAGCAAAAAAACUCCAUGAUAAACUGCUCGAAAGUGGGCUAUUGCCCAAUGUAAUUACCUACUCAACAUUAAUUGAUGGACUCUGCAAAAGACGGAGGACAGACCUUGCUUUAAAGAUAUUUCAUGAAAUGGGAAAAAGAGAUUGCUUGCCAAAUUUGUACACUUACAGUUCGCUCAUCCAUGGCUUAUGCUUGGCAGGUCAGAAUGAUGAGGCUGAAUUAUUGCUUAGGGAAAUGGAGAGAAAAGGAUUGGCACCUGACGUGGUGAUUUAUACGUCAAUAAUUGAUGGGUUUGUAAGGGUGGGUAGGCUAAAUCAUGCAUUUUUGCUUCUUUUCCAGAUGAUUAGUGCAGGCUACCAGCCAAAUUAUGGAACCUACAAUGUGCUGGUCAAAGGUUUACAAAAGGAGUGCCAGUUACUUGAGGAAAAAGUUGCAACCCAACAUCAAACAGUUUGCACACGUAGUUCAGUUGAGAAAGAUUUGAGAAUUGAAAAUUUGUAUAGUCUCUUGGAUAGGAUGUCAGAAUAUGGGUGCGAACCUGGUCUCAGCACAUAUACUACCUUAGUUGUUGGACUAUGUAGAGAAGGCAAAAGUUAUGAGGCAGAACAUUUGGUUAAACAUAUGAAAGGGAAAGGCUUGACUCCUAACAGUGCAAUACUUUGCUCUCUCAUAGGCUCUUAUUGCAGGAACUUGAGAGUUAAUUCUGCUCUAGAUAUAUUUAACUCACUGAUCAUCAGUGGUUUUGAGCCCCCUCUAUCAAUUUACAGAGCACUUAUCUGCACUUUAUGCAAACUAAGCCGGGCUAAAGAGGCUGAGGCUUUAUUUGAAAGCAUGCUUGAGAAACAAUGGAACAAUGAUGAGAUUGUCUGGUCCAUAUUAAUAGAUGGGCUAAUCAAGGAGGGGGAAGCAGACACUUCCAUGAAGUUUCUUCAUGCAAUGGAUGUCAAGAAUUGCACUUUUUCUUACCAGACACGUACAAGUUUAGCAAGAGAGUUGUCCAAAUUAGGCAGGCCGGUGGAUAAAAAGUCAGAGUGCUGAAGAAGUGGGCAUUUUUGGAGAUAAAAAAGUGAGUGAAAUAGAGUAGAUUUGCUGCACGAAGCCAAGUGGAUCAAGGUUGUGGAUUGUGUUUCAACCACUUCCCAGGGGAAAUAUUUGAAUGAUUGACCACCACAGGCUGCGCGUUUUCCUCCAGGAAUAUGAAUGUCAGCUGUGGCUUCUGAAGAAAAAGGUUAAAAGGUAUCAAUGCUUUCCCAUUUUCCUCGGGAAUAUGAUGUGGUCAACCUGAAUUGUCAGAUACUGAUGCUACUGCCAGCCAGGAAUGUGUUUCAGAAAGGCUUGGCAGUCUUCAGGAGUUCAGUUCAAUAACAAAGCUUAUUUUCUCCAAUUGCGCCAGAUUACUUCCACCGCCACCUGUAUGCUUGUGGACCCAGAGCUUUUUCAUUUGCUGUUGAUUUUAUUGCUCCUUCCAGGUAUGAUUGAUAUUGCAAAUUCAGUUGCCAGAAUGCAUUUUAUGACGCAAGAUGAGUCAGAUCACAGCCUAUGGCCCCUCUAGGUGGCUACAUUCCUCCUGCAGUCUAUGGUAUUCCUGUCUGCAUGAGUUGAGUGCUUCAUCCAUGGUCCACGCCUCCUUGGAUACUACGCCUUCCCUUUCAUGUCCUCUACCACCAGAAGCCCAGGGGCCAGAUUUCUGCUCCAUAUGUCACAGACAACGGUAAUGAGGAGCUCUCCAAGAUCUUGUGGAGAUGGGAUUUCGACCUAAUCGAUUCGAGUAGAUUGAUGCAGUAUGCCUCAAGAGAUUUAAGUUGAUGAGUUUUGUGUUUAUCUAAGUUGAGAUCCUUCAUCUACAUCUGUAUCUGCAUCUCGCAUUAUAUGGUUACUGUUAGUAGAAGGGUUCACCAAGCAGCUUCUAGUCUUGAUUCUUUAUUCCUAAUUUGAACUUCCAAUUUCAGUGGAAUGGCUUUUGGAGUUUGUGGAUU